Penaeus indicus is the source of this 499-nucleotide messenger RNA. RefSeq names its product histone H3. The transcript has a single exon. Gene Ontology annotation, molecular function: protein heterodimerization activity; DNA binding; structural constituent of chromatin. The coding region runs from base 24 to 434 and encodes 136 amino acids. Gene Ontology annotation, cellular component: nucleosome. The record is from RefSeq and is a predicted model, not a curated record. Lineage: Eukaryota; Metazoa; Arthropoda; Malacostraca; Decapoda; Penaeidae.
CAAACAAUCAAUCAAUCCCCAAAAUGGCACGUACCAAGCAGACUGCCCGCAAGUCUACUGGAGGCAAGGCCCCCCGCAAGCAGUUGGCCACCAAGGCAGCUCGCAAGUCUGCCCCUGCUACAGGAGGUGUCAAGAAGCCCCAUCGUUACAGGCCCGGAACUGUCGCCCUUCGUGAGAUCCGUCGUUACCAGAAGAGCACUGAGCUCCUGAUCCGCAAGCUGCCCUUCCAGCGCCUGGUCCGUGAGAUUGCCCAGGACUUCAAGACUGAUCUCCGCUUCCAGUCCUCUGCUGUCAUGGCUCUGCAGGAGGCUUCCGAGGCUUACCUGGUUGGCCUGUUCGAGGACACCAACCUGUGUGCCAUCCAUGCCAAGAGAGUUACCAUCAUGCCCAAGGAUAUCCAGCUUGCUCGUCGUAUUCGCGGAGAGCGUGCCUAAGUUUUUGGUUGCUAGUUUGCUUGUCUCGUUGCAUACCAAAAUCGACCUCGGCCCUUUUCAGGGCC